This is a messenger RNA of Owenia fusiformis, 1992 nucleotides long. NCBI's taxonomy places the organism in Eukaryota, Metazoa, Annelida, Polychaeta, Sabellida, Oweniidae. The record is from the annotation of a GenBank genome assembly.
AGGUCAAAAAAAUAUUUGACCUUCUCAACUUGCUUCAAAUUGACCAUUUUUUCCAAAAUCAUCAGAAAUUCAAAUCUGACUUUAAGAUUGAACAAAUAAUAUUGUGAGCAACUAGGUGGUGACAUUUAUGCCAAUGCCUUGUUUUUAAAACUACAAUUAAAACCCAAAUUAGUUGCGAAAAUAAGCAAAACAAGUUGUCCUUCAAUUGCGAACUAUUUCGGUAAUAUAAACGGAGAAAAUAUUUUGACAUUUAGUGCGCAAUACCAAUAAGUGCCGAUUUGGGACUACAUACUACAUACACUGUACGGGUGAUUUUUCCGUGAAGUGAAAAUCUGUUUUGAGCACUCUGCGUAUUUUUAGCACUGAAUUAAUAUGAUUGUAAUUAUUGUAUCACGUUAUCAUGAAUGAGGCCCUCUAGAAUGAGAGGAUCACUUCACAUUUCAAAUACUGUAAUUUUUUAAUCAUGGUGGCCUAACCGCAGUUACCCGGCCUAUUUUACUUUGUUUCUAUUUUAUUUAUUGCGGGAUUUUUGAGGCCAUGGUUUUAUCAAAAUCUUCAUUUCCGAGCAGCAUUGAGCAUUUCCGCAAUCUGACCUGACUCAAGUAGCCAACCAUUAAUUAGUAAACAAAAAGAUAAUUUCACGAUAAUGUUCAAUUAACGCAAGUUGGAGCAGACCAUAUCAGCGGAAAACCAAACAUUGUUCUUGUAAAAGUUUAUUAUAUACAUUGCUCAUUUUUCAUAGACAGUUUAUCAUCACCUAGUUUUGUUUGGUUUACAAGAAAUGAAAUGAUUCUUCAAUUGAUUUGUUUUACGAAUAAAGUUAACAGUUCUACUUGGUGGUUCCAUCUGAUCAUGUCAGCGUUUGAUGUGCGAUUUUGGAUAUUGUUUCUAAUGUGCGUAACGGAGGCGUAUCUGCAGGACACGAUUAGUUUUCAGGAGCUUUACCCCUCAACGUCCACUUGUGGCUGUGAUUUAGACCGAAGAGAGAAGGAUAAGUAUUUGGAAAGCCUGGACACGGAUAUAUACGAUGAACUACGUCAACUUCAAUCCUAUUGUCAAAAUAACCAUAUAAAGCUUGAACAUUUGCAAAAGGAGAAACGUGUGUUGGCCAACAGAGUUGAUGUCUUGGAAAAUGAUAUUAAUAAUAUUGAAGAUAAUAUUAUUGAUAUGUUCAAAACACAUAGCGAAACACCAUUGCUUGAUUUAAUAAAAAUUGAAAGCGAAAGACGCGAACGUUUGGAGGAACAAAUACAAGAACUGAACAGAACGAUGCAGAUAUUGCUCAAGCGUGAGCAAACACAAGACACAGUGAAAUACAUUCAAGUUCCAAGAGAUUUAAUAACUUCAUUGUCAACAGACAGAAAGACUAACGUGGAUAUUGAUACCAUUGCCACCCUUGUCAUAAAUAUGAGCCAUCAAAUUGAUCGGAUUGUAGAGAAAACCCAACGACCUAAUGGUUCCAGCAGUAACGCUAUAGAAUAUCCAGAUUAUCACCCAUAGAGUGAGCAGGGGACUAAGUUCAAACACAAUUGUGACUGACUAUUUUUCAUAAAAAACAACUGAAAAGUGAAAGGGACCAAAUAAAACAUUUUUACAAUUCCGAGUGUACAUCUUUCAUUUCAGUGAAAAGGACUAAUGUAGACAAAGUAGUAAUGUAGACAUGUCGUUCCUCACAUGAUAUAUGAAAGCACGAAUUAUAUUUAUUAAUUCCUAUUUUUAGAAUAAUGUAUUGUAUGACGAUUAAGUGAUUAUUGUAUUAAAGUUAACCUAUGUUAUUUAAAAUAUCUCAAAAUGAUUUUUUAUUGUUGUCUGUGUAGCCUGUGCGCUUCAUCCGCUGCCCUAAUAUUCAUUUCGAAGACUUACUUCCAACAGAAACAUUUAAAACGUGCAUUGUCUCGGUUUCUCUCCCGGACAAUCAGUGAUGUCCCGUCACAAUUUUUUAUAAUCACGCCUUGACCUUAGAUAUAUCUGAGACCAACUUGAAACAGGAGG